This is a messenger RNA of Adineta steineri, 2076 nucleotides long. The record is from the annotation of a GenBank genome assembly. Lineage: Eukaryota; Metazoa; Rotifera; Eurotatoria; Adinetida; Adinetidae.
AUGAACAAGUAUCUACUCGGUGUACUAGUAUUGGUAUCAUGUUUUAUUCUAAUUUUCAAGCAAACCACCGCUAAUGUGAUUAUCAGUUCUGGUGAAGCUACUUUUGCUUCAAAAGAUGCUGGAAUCAAACGUAUAACAAUGCAAAAAGUCUACCGUACAUGCAAUGAUGAUACCACUCAAUACAAAUGUCACGGCAGAGGAAAACAUACGAAAACAACAAAAACAAAAAGAUCUUUAUCAGCGACUGAAACAACACUUGAUCAGUUUUGGGGUGCAUAUUGGAUGGGUUUAAUAACAAUUGGUACGCCAGGUCAAACAUUUUAUAGUCAGCUUGAUACGGGAUCAUCUGAUCUAUGGGUUCCAGGCCAACAAUGUGGCGCUGCAUGUGGUGGUAAUCAUACAUAUAACCCUAGUUUAUCAUCAACAUACAAAGCAUGGAACAAGAAUUUUACGAUUCUUUAUGGUGAUGGUACUACUACCAGCGGAGUAUUUGCAAAUGACACAGUGAAUAUUGCCGGAAUAUCUAUUACUGGUCAACCAUUUGCUAUUAUUAGUUCAGCUUCAGGUAUGAGUUGGCGAACCAAUGACGGUAUACUAGGUUUAGGGUAUCAAAAAAUUGCACAAGGUGGUGAAAAUCCUCUGGUGUGGUCGAUGUAUUUGGCUGGACAGUUAACUCUCCCAAUCUUUUGUUUUUGGUUCGGACCAGUCUCAACUGGUUCGGAUACAGGUGAAUUAAUUUUUGGUGGUUAUGAUACAACGAAAUAUACAGGCUCUUUUACAUAUGCACCAGUUAGUGUUCAGGGUUAUUGGGAGUUUAUUGCUGAUAAUGUUAAGUUAUCAACUGGAUCAACUACAAACGUAAUAGCUAAUUCCAUUAGCGCUAUUUUGGAUUCGGGAACGACAGUUGCCAUGACAGUUCCAACAGCUUAUUUCAAUACGAUGAAUACAUUAAUAGGAGCUACAUACGAUUCAAACAGCGGAUGGUACACAGUCGACUGUCAAACAAAACCCUUAUCAGCUUUCCCAAAUAUCACAGUUACAAUUAGCGGAGUUCCAUUUAUAUUAACACCCUUAAUGUACAUUAUUAUUAGUGGUGGUCCUUCUACAUAUACAUGCAUUAGUAUGAUUUCCUCAUUGGACGCAACGGAUCAGCUUGGAAAUCCAAUAUGGAUCCUUGGAGAUUAUUUUAUGAGACGUUUCUAUAGUGUAUUUGAUAUGCAACAGAAUCGAGUCGGAUUAGCUUUAUCAACUUCCUAUUCAACUGUACAAGCAGUACCUAGUACGUUAUUUCCUGCAGCUGCAACCGUAACUCCUUCGUCAACAACAACAACCACAUUAACAUCAACUGCAACAAAACCGUCAACAACAACAACCACAUCAACAACAACGUCAACAUCGACAUCAACGACAACAAAACCAUCAACAACGUCAACAACAACAACAACCACAUCAACAACUUCAUCAACAACAAAACCGUCAACAACAACAACAUCAACAACUUCAUCAACAACAAAACCGUCAACAACAACAACAACAACAUCAACAACAACAUCAACAACCACGUCAACAACUACAUCAACAACCACAUCAACAUCAACAUCAACUACAACAAAAUCAUCAACAACCACAUCAACAACAACGUCAACAUCAACGUCAACAUCAACUACAACAAAACCAUCAGCAACGACAACAACUCCGCGUGUUGUAACUUCAUUAGCACCAAAUACAACCUGUCUUGUUAAUAUUCCAUCAUCUGUCUAUAUCUACAAGCCAUCACUUUUAUCUUUUCUAACAACACUAACAACAUAUCAUGAUGAUAUUGCUUUAUGUGCUGGUGUUAGCGUUAUGUUCAAUGGCUGGGGUGGUGGAUACUCUUAUUUAGAAAACAACGUUGUUGUUUAUGGUGGUGGUGGGGCUGGUCGCACGAUUUUUCUUAAAGCUGGUGCACGUUACUAUUCCUUAGGUGGUGGAUCUCAUACUGUCUAUUACGAACAAGGUGCACAAUUUGAUGGUGCUACAUAUACUCGACUAUGUAGUAAAAUAAUAUUUCAAUAUCCAUCAACAGCCACUUGUUGA